Penaeus indicus is the source of this 1399-nucleotide messenger RNA. RefSeq names its product protein lifeguard 1-like. The coding region runs from base 172 to 870 and encodes 232 amino acids. The record is from RefSeq and is a predicted model, not a curated record. The transcript has 4 exons. NCBI's taxonomy places the organism in Eukaryota, Metazoa, Arthropoda, Malacostraca, Decapoda, Penaeidae.
UAAUCUCUGGCACUCCCUUUAUCUCGAAACACAACGCCAAUCACCCAUAUUUCUCCAAGAACGAGUGGUCGAGUCAGUCGACAUUGCGAAGCCAGCCUGAACGGGAUCCUCGAUUUCUUUAACAGAUUUUUAAGUUGCUGAGGGAAUAACAGUUCUCUGAUCCCGAAGACCAUGGAAGACGUCGAGGCAGACAUGACCUUUGCCUUCUCGGAGAAGUCCAUUCGGAUGGGCUUCAUUAGGAAAGUGUACGCCAUCUUGUGCACGCAACUCCUGAUCACCUUUGGUCUGGUGGCCAUCUUCGUGUGGGUUCCCGACGUCGGCCAAUACGCUUUAAACAACCAGUGGAUGCUCUGGGUCGCCAUAGGCCUGACGUUAACCAUGGUGAUCGCCCUCUCCUGCUGUGGCAACCUGAGGAGGAAGUCGCCGUACAACUACAUAGCGCUGUUCGUGUUCACCAUCUGCGAGGCGUACUUGCUCGGGGUUGUCAGUGCGUCUUACGAAGGAACGGAGGUCGCCAUCGCUAUUGUGUCCACGGCGGUGGUGACGCUGGUGCUCACGCUCUUCGCUUUCCAGACCAAAUAUGACUUCACAAUGAUGGGCGGCUUUCUCCUCGUCAGCCUGACCGUCCUCCUGAUAUUCGGCAUCUUAGCAGGCAUUUGGUCCAACAAGAUCGUCAACAUGGUGUACGCUUGCCUCGGGGUCCUCCUCUUCAGCUUCUAUCUGGUGUUCGAUACCCAGCUCAUCAUCGGAGGGAACCACAAAUUCGCCUAUUCCCCGGAGGAGUACGUGUUCGCGGCCCUCAACCUGUACCUCGACAUCAUCAACCUCUUCAUGUACAUCCUCGCGAUCAUUGGAGGAUCAAGGGACUAAGGAUAGGAAGAAGGAAGAUAUAUAAAAGGAAGGGAAAGGGGAGGGAGAGAAUGAGGAAGGGGUGGCCUAUGCGUUUUGGUUAGUAACUCUUUACCAAGGGUUGGAAAUGGAACAUCGUCGGAAGGUACAUAUAUUAACAUGAACUGCUAUGCGAGAUUUUGUUUUAUGGACGUUAUUUAUGAGGGAUAUGUUUUGAAAAUGCCAUGCAGAAGGAAUAGGAAGUCAGCCAACAAAAUUGUUUUGAGAGAGAGAGUUUACGGAAAAGGAAACAGCCAUUGAAUCCAUAUUGAUUGAAAAUUUACGGGAAGGGAGUAGCAGAGGUUUUGGAUUGUAUCUCUUGAAAUGAUUUUCUAAGAAAUAAAUGGACACAUGAAUGUAAGUGAUGAAUGCAUGUAUGAUUAUCUGUUUGAUUGUAUAUUUGUGUAUCUACAUAUGCACAUCACUGCCCGUUAUUUUGCCUGUAUAUCUGAGCUUUACUCUUCGGGUAGCAUAAGUGCGUGAUGUGCUCGCCAAUAAAACCAUAAAAAUA